CCCAGUUUGUCUGGGCAGAAUACAUUCCCCUUAACACCCACUCACCCACCCUCAAUGCCAGAUCUUCAUGGCUAUUGUCUAAUAUUGGCUUUCUGUGAGAGGGAGAGUUUCUGAGUUAUACAGAGAAGGUUCCACAGAGACAGAACCAAUAAAAAAACCAAUACCAAUUUUCAACAUUUUUGUCAUUGUUUUAUUAAAUUAACGCAAAGAGAGAGAUCGCCAUUUCUUUCUUCCUUCGUCUUGUUUUUCUGCUUGGUCUGUUCAUCCUCUGUAACCCUUUUUUGUUGUUUGGUCUUUUGGGUUUCUCAAAUUUGCCUUCGAGAUAUUGUUUUUUGUCGAUUUGUGCCCCUUUAAUGGCUACGCUUUCUGUUCUCUUGUUUUAUAUUGGGGCUUUGUCUUCGAUUCCAUUCCUGUCAGCCUCGGAAUCUAUUUGCCCUGAUGAAUCUGCUUUCUUUUUAUUUAAACUUCUAUCUCAAUGCUCUCUUUCGAUCUCUCCAUAUCCCCCUCUCGAGGUCAGUGGGAACUUCCUGGAUAGAGCUUUGACUUCAAAACAGAGAAACUCGUACACAGCUAUACUCUUCUAUGUUUCCUGGUGCCCAUUUUCAUGCAGUAUGCGUCCUAGAUUUAAUGUGCUUGGUUCAAUGUUCCCUCAAAUAGAGCAUUUGGCCAUUGAGCAAUCUUCAGCCCUCCCGAGUGUAUUUUCAAGAUAUGGAAUUCACAGCUUGCCAUCGUUAUUAAUGGUCAACCAGACAUCAAAGGUGCAAUAUCAUGGGCCGAAGAAUCUCCAAUCCCUUGUUCAAUUUUAUGAGAAAACAACAGGACUCAAACCAGUUCAGUAUUUUGCUGAAGACGAGCCAACAAGUUUGGGUAGUUGUGAAGAAUCAAUCAUGCAGCAAUGGGAUGGGUCUUCCUUGGAGGAGAUGAUGAAAAGGGAAACUUACUUAGUAUUAGCCAUGUUGUUCCUUUGUUUACGAGUACUGAUAUUUAUAUCUCCAAAAGGGUUAUCUCGUCUCAAGGCUUUUUAUGCAUCAUACCUUCCUCAUUUCAACUUGGAAAUAUUUGGUGAGACAAGUCAAUUAUUUGGUCGUAUAUUGCAUAUGAUUGAUGUAAGGAGGAUCUGGAUCUGGACCAAACUAAGAGUAUGCAAGACAAGGAACUUUCAUGAAGGUGCCAAAAAUUGCCGGGUUUGGGCUUCAUUGGCUUCUGUUUCAUUGGGUGAAUCUUCAUCAUCAGGCAGGUCACAAUCCUAACAUAGAUGUGGGAUUUGAAUGAGGUCAGGAAAGGGCUUAAUGAUGAGAUAAUGUUUAACAUAGUCUCUCCCUCUCUCCCCCUUGUUAAAAUUUUAUAAUGAUUAGCGCUGAUGAUUAUAGGUGAAGCUGUUGUCCUUUUUUUGAGUUUUGGGAGGAAGUAAAACAGGCAUGUAAAUUUGAGAACAGCUUUGCGCUAUUUGUAUAUUAUUUGUCAUUUGGAGGAACCUUUUACACAUCUGUGGAACCAAAGCAUGUUUGGGCUAUUGCA
This is a messenger RNA of Hevea brasiliensis (rubber tree), 1518 nucleotides long. Its product is annotated as 5'-adenylylsulfate reductase-like 7. The transcript has 4 exons. Lineage: Eukaryota; Viridiplantae; Streptophyta; Magnoliopsida; Malpighiales; Euphorbiaceae. The coding region runs from base 354 to 1250 and encodes 298 amino acids. The record is from RefSeq and is a predicted model, not a curated record.